AUGCAUCUCGCCGCCUCCCUCGUCCUCCUCACGGCCCUGACCGGCGCCCACGGACUCGUCGCCCAGCGCGACGCCGCGCCCGUCAUUGCCGUGCUGACGGCCGUGCAGAACGACAUUGACGGGCUGGACACCGCCGUGCAGGGCUGGACCACGGACCCGGCCCCGGUCCUCGACGCCUCCAACCAGCUCGUGGCCACCAUCGGCCAGGGCACCACCACGGUGCAGGGCACGGCCGACCUCACCCUCGAAGAGUCCCUCGACCUCCUGCCGCCCGUCGACUCGCUCAAGCAGCACGCCCAGACGCUCGUCGACGACCUCAAGGCCAAAAAGGACGUCAUCCAGCAGGCCGGCCUCUGCGAGAUCGUCAGCGGCCAGAUCGCCGACAUCAGCGCCGCGAGCAAGCAGCUGAUUGACGCUACCGUGUCCAAGGUGCCCCCAGAGGCGCAGGACAUUGCCGCGCAGCAGGCACAGGGCAUCAACGACGUUCUUGCGGAUGCGCAGACGGCCUUUUCCGCGGAGAACUGCACCAACGCCUAG
This is a messenger RNA of Cordyceps militaris CM01, 537 nucleotides long. RefSeq lists its product as uncharacterized. The transcript has a single exon. The record is from RefSeq and is a predicted model, not a curated record. NCBI's taxonomy places the organism in Eukaryota, Fungi, Ascomycota, Sordariomycetes, Hypocreales, Cordycipitaceae. Bases 1 to 537 code for a protein of 178 amino acids. Gene Ontology annotation, cellular component: extracellular region.